AUGGGUGGUGACAACAAGGGAGAAACAACAAAGAAGCCGCAACAAUCAAAACCAUCACAACCAUCACAACAACAACAACAACAACAACAACAGCAGCAAAAUCCUCAGCCGCAACAACAACAACAACAACAGCAACAGCAACAACAACAAAUCUCAAUAUCUUCUCCCAAAGAUCCAAUAUUGGAAGAGUCAACAGAUCAAACCAGACUAAUAUCAGCUCCUUUGUUCAUCCCCGGCGGUGCAACUUCCUCUUCACCGUUUGAUCAUCAGCAAUUCGAUCAAGCGGUGACCAACCCUAAGAGACCAAGAUACACCUCCGCAACCGGCCAAUGGAAGCUUCUACCGUCUCCUUCUUCUCAGCAGAAAGUGGUUCAGACCCAAAUGACGGUUUUGACCUCCGAGUCAAGCCCAUCGCCAACCGCCUACCCUCCAGCCUCAAGCAUAGUCCCUGCGAAUAUAUCCCAACCCCGAGCGCUCCACAGCGCCGCCGCUUCCUCCUCCGAUACGGCGUCGUCUCCUUCCCACUCCUUGCCGUCCGGCCAAGACACGAGCAAACCGGAGGGGGAAAACCAGGUUCACCAGCAAUUCAGGAAGGGAAAGUACGUGAGCCCGGUGUGGAAACCUAACGAGAUGCUGUGGCUAGCCAGGGCUUGGCGGGUUCAGUACCAAAGCGGCGGUGGGUCUAAUGGGUCCGGAACGUCUUCGAGAGGCAAAACUAGAGCCGAUAAGGAUAAAGAAGUGGCCGAGUUUCUCCAACGGCAUGGGGUUAACAGAGACGCGAAAACCGCAGGGACGAAGUGGGACAACAUGUUGGGGGAGUUUCGGAAGGUUUAUGAGUGGGAGAGAGGAGGGGAGAGAGAGCAAGUUGGGAAAAGCUAUUUUCGGCUCUCGCCGUAUGAGAGGAAGCUUCAUAGAUUGCCUGCUUCGUUUGAUGAGGAAGUUUUUGAGGAGCUUUCGCAGUUCAUGGGGUCCCGAAUGAGGACCCCACAGAGCAGAGCAGCCUCUGGAAUUCUCGUCGCCGCCGGUGAUGAUUCUAGGAUAAGAGCAAGCCUCCCAGCUCCCGCUCCUUUCAAGGAAGACGAACAAUUCCCUCUCCCAGCUAGGACAAAGCAGUUGAUAAUUGGAAGUGGGGGUGAAACAUUUUACUAUGGAGGAAGUGGGAGCGGGAGAGGAGGGGCUUUAAUGGGGUUUGAGUCCUCAGGAGACAUGGCGGGCCCAUCACCACCAUCGUCAUCUUCUUCAAAGGAGCUUCGUCGGAUCGGUAAGGUUCGAAUGACAUGGGAAGAAUCUGUGAGUUUGUGGGCUGAAGAAGGCGAGCACCAUAGAGGAAGAGUGAAGCUCCAAGGAGGGUCGUUGAGCUUCUUGAACGCUGAUGAACUCACUUACUUUGACGACGCCAUGGUCGCUUGCACCCUGGAAGGGUUUGAAGAAGGCCCUCUUAGAGGAUUCUCCGUCGACAGAUUCGUUUCCGGACAGCAAGUCAAAGUCUUUGGCAGGAAAAAGCCUUUCUCAGUCUCUGCUGCUCCUGGCUUCCAAGAGAAAGUUCAACAGCAGCUUCCAUUCACGGAAGCCUCCAUAAGAUCAAUUCCUCCAUGGGAAUUUCAGGAUGCAAGCGAUUACUACGUAGGAUGUCUUAGAGUUCCACCACCAUCAAUCCCAAGCCUAUUCGAGCUCUCAUGGUACUUACAAGAACCGCCGCCGGAGGAACUUCGCAUCCCGCUUCGCAAAGACGUUUACCGAGACUUGCCUCAAGGGAAAGAUCUAUUCUUCACAAUGUCCACCGAAUUACUAGACUGUAGAGCCAUAACAUACGAUAUACUAAGCCCCAUCAUCAGGCCAACUCCUAGUCUCACUUCUUCGACCGCCACAAGUAGAGAAUCAUUCGUUGGCCUUUGGGACGAUUGCAUUAACAGAAUCGUCUCAAAGUUUUGCUCAGUCGAGAUGGUCACCAUUCGUAAACCCACUUCAACAUCAUCAACCGAAGUUUUGCAAGAUCAAUGGCCGAACUUGACAGGCUUCGUAAGGAACUUUUGUUUGUGGAGAGGAGAGGAAACCGACCAACUAAGGGAAGGGCAAAUUGAUCCGUCAAAUUCCAUUGUGGAAAAGCUUCUAUGGACCUAUGGAGAUGUUCCAUACAUAUUAGGUUACUACGUGAUUGGCUUUUUGGUAACUUUCUGCGCGCUGAGCCGCGCGCAGGACCGCAUAAUCCGAACCGAUCUACAGACGCUAGACUUGUCCUCACCAUCGGAUAGGUUAAAAGCCCUAGUCCCAUGCUACAGAAUCGCGGGUCUAUUGCCAUUACUAGCGGACCGAUGCUUCAUCAACGUCAACUCCAAAACUCUCAUCUACAGUGACUUCGAGAGAGUCGACAAUGGUAAUGGAAACGUGACGGAGAUGACACCGAACACCGCAACGAGAUUCUUUCCCAACAGGAGAAAGUGGGCGGCAGUGAAAGAAAUCUACGAUUUUCUAGACCACCGAAUCCCGCACGCCGAGUUCGUCCACCGAUCUUCGGAGAAAGAUCUCUCUCUUGUGUUCAAGCCGAGAGGGAUCAAAACCAAGCCGGCGAACUGCGAUCAGCUUGUGGAGGCGCUCAAGUACGUGACGAAGGCGCUCGUGGCUCUACACGACUUGUCGUUCAUGCACAGGGAUUUGAGCUGGGAUAAAGUGAUGAUGAGGAGGGCCGAGAGAGGGGAUCAGAUCAUGGGGGCGGAGUGGUUCGUGUGCGGCUUCGAAGAGGCUGUCGGAGCGCCGCAAAUAUACCCGCACAGUAGUAGCUCGGCGGCGCGUGGGGCACACGCACCGGAGAUGGAGAGGGGGUUGCAUGGGGUGAAGGUGGACGUUUGGGGGAUGGGGAAUCUGGUGCGGACUUGUGGGGUGGUUGGAGGAGUGCCCAAGAUGCUGCGGGAGCUGCAGAAUCGGUGCCUUGAUCAGAAUCCGGAGUUGCGCCCCACCGCCGCCGACUGCUACCACCAUUUGCUUCAGCUCCAGUCCUCUCUUCAGACCGCCUCCGCCGCUGCUUCUGGCGGUGUAUUGAUGUGACACUCUCAAGGGUUA
Morus notabilis is the source of this 3057-nucleotide messenger RNA. RefSeq lists its product as uncharacterized. The coding region runs from base 1 to 3042 and encodes 1013 amino acids. NCBI's taxonomy places the organism in Eukaryota, Viridiplantae, Streptophyta, Magnoliopsida, Rosales, Moraceae. The record is from RefSeq and is a predicted model, not a curated record. The transcript is spliced from 5 exons.